AAAAGGUUUUUUGGUUGGUGAAGAAAUUUACUGACUAAAUCCUUGAUUAUUUAAAAUUAGAAAAAUAUUUCUUUAUUCAAAUAUUUUAUUGGUCAGAAAUAUUUAUUCAUAAAACCACGCUGAAGACAUUUGAUCACAAUCUUCAGAAUCAAGCUCCGUCACAUCUGGAGAUGAAUAAAUACAUUUAGAAGAGUUUAGAAUAAAAUCAAAGUAAAACAAAACUUUUAUUCCUUUUUAAAUUGAGAAUGUGUUAUAGGCUGGAGUUUCCACCUCGACCACCAGGAGGCGGUACAGCUCUGACUGCUGAAUGGAGGUGGUGUUGGCAGAAAGGUGCAGCAGCUCCUGUUUUAAAGCAUCUUUUCUGUCAGACUUCAUGUUCAGGACGUUUAAUGAGGGUGAAAACCUUCAGUUUACAGAAGAAUCCACUGGGAGACGGUGACACACAUCUACCAGAUCGUCCUGCACUAAGCCUCUUACUGUAAUGCAGCUCCUGCUGAGGCGGCAGGACCCAGUUCCCUCUGCCUUCCAGCUCCUCAGAACCUCUUCAGCUGAGUCCAGGAUGGUGUGUGGAGACGUGGUGGCCGUGUGGGAGGUGGCUCUGAGCGACGGCGUCUACAGGAUCGAGUUCGCUCAUGGCACCACCACAGGGAAACGGGUCGUUUAUGUCAACGGGACGGAGGUCCUCAGGAAAGACUGGAUGUUCAAGCUGGUUGGGAAGGAGACCUUCAUGCUCGGCAGAGCUGACACCAAAGCCACCAUCAACAUAGAGGCCAUCAGCGGCUUCACCUACGAGUACUCGCUUAACGUGGACGGGAAGAGUCUACAGAAGUUCAUUGACAACAGAGCCAAGACCACCAAGACGUGGGUGGUCCAGGUGGACGGGACAGACUACAGGGUGGUCCUGGAGAAGGACACCAUGGAUGUUUGGUGCAACGGGCAGAAAAUGGACACAACGGGAGAGUUUGUGGACGACGGCACAGAGACCCACUUCCUUGUGGGUGAACACGACUGCUGCAUCAAGGCGAUGAGCUGUGGGAAGAAGAAGAACGGGAUUGUCCACUGCCUGCUGCUGGAUGGAGAGAAGGUUCCUGCUCCCACACAGUAGAGCUGGAGGUCCAGGUUCAAGGAGCCGCCUUCAUGCAGCUCCAUGGGAUGACGAGGGACACAUUGUUGGUUUUUUAUUCUAGGUUAUUUUAAUUUUUAUUCUCCUAAAAACAGCAAAUAAAGUCUGAAAGGUGCAGAAUCUA
Molecule: messenger RNA, 1247 nt
Organism: Girardinichthys multiradiatus
Lineage: Eukaryota; Metazoa; Chordata; Actinopteri; Cyprinodontiformes; Goodeidae
Product: fas apoptotic inhibitory molecule 1-like
Exons: 4
Coding region: 482-1105 (207 amino acids)
Biological process (GO): canonical NF-kappaB signal transduction; negative regulation of extrinsic apoptotic signaling pathway via death domain receptors; positive regulation of neurogenesis
Source: RefSeq, a predicted model, not a curated record